Molecule: messenger RNA, 1354 nt
Organism: Hyposmocoma kahamanoa
Lineage: Eukaryota; Metazoa; Arthropoda; Insecta; Lepidoptera; Cosmopterigidae
Gene: Alg2
Product: alpha-1,3/1,6-mannosyltransferase ALG2-like
Exons: 1
Coding region: 66-1322 (418 amino acids)
Molecular function (GO): alpha-1,3-mannosyltransferase activity; GDP-Man:Man(1)GlcNAc(2)-PP-Dol alpha-1,3-mannosyltransferase activity
Source: RefSeq, a predicted model, not a curated record
AUUACACAUAAUUGAACAAGUGAAUUUUCGUAUGACGUGUACUGAAAUCACGUGGUGGAUCCACGAUGGCUAAAAUAAUAUUCCUCCAUCCAGAUUUGGGUAUAGGCGGAGCCGAAAGACUUGUACUCGACGCCGCGCUGGCCUUCAAGAAGAAAGGUCACGAUGUAUCAUUCUAUACAAACCACCACGACCCAUCCCACUGCUUUGCAGAAACCAGAGAUGGUACGUUUCCGGUUACUGUAGUCGGAGACUGGAUUCCGCGAUCAAUACUAGGAAAAUUCAAAGCAGCGUGUGCUUAUCUUCGUAUCGUCUACGCGGCGAUAUAUCUAACCUGGUACGUGAUACCUAAACAGAAACCUAAUAUGAUAUUCUGUGAUUUGAUUUCCUUAUGCAUUCCAUUUUUGAAAUUGGGUAAUGGGGACUUCCGAAUCAUAUUCUACUGCCAUCAUCCAGAUAAGCUAUUGACGAAAAAAGGCGGGAUUUUAAAAAAACUUUAUAGGGCGCCAUUAAAUUGGCUAGAAGAAUUUACAACAGCUCAAGCAGAUAAAGUCAUAGUUAACAGUAGAUACACAGCUAAAGUUUACAUGAAAGCUUUCAACAAAAUUAAAGAAAUUCCUGAUAUUUGCUACCCUUCCAUAAACACUGAAUUUUUUGAAAACUCUGCCCAUAAACCACUUGAAGAUAUAAUAUCGAUUGGAAAAGACAAAUUUGUAUUUCUUUCCAUAAACAGAUAUGAACGAAAGAAAAAUUUGGAACUAGCAUUAAAGUCCUUUGAACAUUUGAAACAUAAGCUGGCUCCACAAGACUGGGAUCGCGUUCAUCUAAUUAUGGCUGGUGGAUAUGACCCUAUCAAUUUAGAAAAUAUAGAGCAUUAUAAUGAAUUAACAGGAUUAGCAGCUGAACUUGAUAUUGAAAACAAAGUGACGUUUAUGAAAUCUCCAAAAGAGGUUGAGAAAGUUUCACUUCUCUAUAACUGCAAAGCUUUGGUUUAUACACCAUCUAAUGAGCAUUUCGGCAUAGUUCCUUUAGAAGCAAUGUACUUUAGUAAACCUGUCAUAGCUGUUAAUAGCGGAGGUCCUACAGAAACAAUAGUCAAUAAUAUCACAGGAUUUCUUUGUGAACCAAAAAGUGAUGCUUUUGCCGAGGCUAUGAAAACACUGGUUUUAAACCAAGAACUUGGAGUACGGCUUGGAGAAGCUGGAAGAAAAAGAUUUGAGGCAAAAUUUUCUUUUAAUGCCUUUACUGAACAAUUAAAUAGUAUACUUUUACAGGAAAUACGUAUUACGGAGUCUGUCAAGAUUCAACACAAGAAAAAGCAAUAAAUUCAAUUGUAGUACAUACCAUCUUUUUAAAC